This is a messenger RNA of Olea europaea var. sylvestris, 2975 nucleotides long. RefSeq names its product BTB/POZ domain-containing protein NPY4-like. The transcript is spliced from 7 exons. The coding region runs from base 930 to 2795 and encodes 621 amino acids. Lineage: Eukaryota; Viridiplantae; Streptophyta; Magnoliopsida; Lamiales; Oleaceae. Gene Ontology annotation, molecular function: protein binding. The record is from RefSeq and is a predicted model, not a curated record.
AAUUCAUCCGCAUAUCAUAUCCUCGCACUUAUCGCCGUGAGUUUUGGAUUCAGAAUUUUUAUUUACCUGAAUUCAAAAGGUGAUAUUCUGCUUAGGAAAUACAAGUGGAGUUGGAUGCCAUUAUUAUCAAAGUACGAGAGAAACAUGGAUGAGUCGUUUUCUCUCUUUAAAAAUUUGUGAAUAAAGUUUGCACAGUAUUUGAUAAUCGUACUAAAAGAAAAGGGCAAAAAAAAAAAGCGUUUGUAAUUUUAACAAAGGGGGCAACAGUGUCAGCCUGGCGUGCCAAACACUGUAAACUCGUAUAUGGAGGUAGAGGAUUGACGGGCCGUACUGGACGAACUAAAAAGAAGUGAACCCACUGCACAAUUACAGCUGAAAUACAGUAAAGAAAUAGAAAAAAAAUACAGCUACUGGAAAAUUAAUAAUGGGUUAACACUUUUGGGAUUUGUUUACAUGUUUAUGUGAAAAUGGUCAUUUUGACUCAUGGUAUAAAAGUAUAGGGUGGAGAGAAAAGGGGUGGUGGUGCUGAUUCUAAAGGGAUAGAUGAGACUGUGGGAACAUUCUGAGCUUGGCCUUUUGGGAAAACACGGUGUUUCUGGGUGGCUAGCAAAGAUUAGUGACAACUCAUUCUUUUCAGGCCCCCCAUUGAGUUGUGAUUCCUUGUAAGGAGCAGAAGUUUUUGUUGAUCUGAAUGCCAUGAUUGACAGGGAAGUUUAACACCUUCUGUUUUAGGUCUUUUCAACUCCACUGAAGGAUGAUUUUACCGUCUGUCAGCCAAUUUUUCUGAAUUUUUGUUUCGGAUAUUCGAACCCCAUAAUAGCACUCUUUUCCGACUUCAUUUAGAGGUAUAAGUGGUUGAACUGUGGGUUGCUGAGAUAUUACAGAAAUAGUUGAAAGUCUGGAGUUGAGAAGAUCUUUUGGCAGCCAAGAUGAAAUUUAUGAAGCUUGGCUCUAAGCCUGAUCAGUUUGAGACUGAUGGGGACAAUAUCAGGUAUGUGGCGACCGAGUUGUCAACUGAUAUAAUCAUCAAUGUUGGGCAUGUAAAAUUCUAUCUGCACAAGUUUCCCAUAUUGUCCAAGAGUUCUCGCCUGCAGAAGCUCAUUGCUAGUACAAAUGAUGAAAGCAAUAAUACGAUUGACAUCCAUGAUAUACCCGGUGGACCUGCUGCCUUUGAAAUAUGUGCUAAAUUCUGUUAUGGGAUGGUAGUAACUCUCAACGCAUACAAUGUUGUUGCGGCACGUUGUGCGGCAGAGUAUCUUGAAAUGUACGAGACAGUUGAGAAAGGAAAUCUCAUAUACAAGAUUGAUGUCUUUUUAACCUCUAGCAUUUUCCGAAGCUGGAAGGAUUCUAUUAUUGUUCUUCAAACGACAAAAUCUAUGAUUCCAUGGUCAGAGGAAUUGAAGGUUGUCAACCACUGCAUAGAUUCUAUAGCUACUAAAGCUUCUAUUGAUCCUUCGAAAGUUGAGUGGUCAUACACUUAUAAUCGUAAAAAACUCCCCUCUGAGAAUGGAAACGAAUCACACUGGAAUGGUGUGAAAAAACAACAGAUGGUGCCGAAAGACUGGUGGGUAGAAGACCUCUGUGAGCUUCAAAUUGAUUUAUAUAAGCAGGUCAUAAUAGCAAUAAAAACAAAAGGGAGAAUGUCUGCAGACGUCAUAGGAGAAUCUCUGAAAGCAUAUGCUUUAAGAAGGCUGCCAGUUUUCAUUAAGGGUACGGUACAAGUAGAUGAUGUUGCAAAAUACAGGUACUUGGUUGAUACCAUAAGUUUGCUAUUGCCCUCAGAGAAAUAUAGCGUUUCAUGUAGUUUCUUGCUCAAGUUAUUACAAGCAUCUAUAACGUUAGAAUGUGGAGAGACAAGGAGAAAAGAAAUCAUGCGAAGGAUUGCAGAACAGUUGGACGAGGUCACGGUCGGUGAUCUUUUGUUUCAUUCUCCAACGGGUGAAACAGCACUGUAUAACAUAGAUAUAAUACAUGACUUGGUCGAGCAGUUUGUGAUGCAAAACCACAGUUCUCGGAUUGACAGUCCUGGUGGUAAUGAAUUUCAAGAGGUGUGUACUAAAUUUACUUCAGACGAUCCCAGGAUUAAGGUGGCCAGAUUGGUUGAUGACUAUCUUGCUCAAGCUGCAAGAGAUUCCAGUUUACCUUUGUCAAAAUUUGUGGAUCUAGUUGAACUUGUUUCUGGCUUUCCAAGACCAACCCAUGAUAGUAUUUACCGUGCUAUUGACGUGUUCUUCAAGGAACAUCCUAGUCUGACCAAGAGUGAGAAGAAGAGGAUUUGCAGGUUUAUGGAUUGCAAGAAGCUCUCUGCUGAAGCCUGCACCCAUGCCGUACAAAACGAGAGGCUCCCAUUACGGGUGGUUGUACAGGUUCUUUUCUUCGAGCAAGCCCGAGCAACAUCAUCCUCCGGCGGUUGUAGCACAUCCGACCUACACGAUUCCAUCAGAACCUUACUCCCGGGUGGGUCCCAUGGGAGUUCCAGGUCAGCAACGACCAACACAGAUGAGGAUUGGGAUACUGUCCAAAGCAGUGAGGAACUCAAGCCUUCGAAGGGGGAACUCACUUCGCUAAGGUUGGGGAGCAAAGUAGCUGGCAAUGACAAUAGCACGAAUGAUGCAAAAUCAAACACAGAAAAAGUUGCUACCAAUAAAGUAAAGAAGAUCUUCUCGAAACUCUGGUCUAACAAAGAUCGUGAAGGCGAGAUCAGCAACUCGGAUACAUCUGAGAGCCCAGCUACUACAAAUGCAGAGGAGAAUAGGUCCAUCUCUUCGAGAAGGAGGAGGCAUUCCUUAUCUUAAACUUAUUGCUUAGAGGAAGCAUGGAGAGAAUGUAGGAUUGUCCACUCAAUUUAUGACUUGUUAGUUAUUUAUGUCAUAAUUCUCUAUUUUUCUUACCCUUUCAAACCAGUCACUCGAAUGAUUUGACGAUUCGUGUCCUUGAUGUUGGAAUUUAAGGGUAAAUUUGUUACAUUUCGCAAA